This is a messenger RNA of Malurus melanocephalus (red-backed fairy wren), 4010 nucleotides long. It is a transcript of the gene GRID1, whose product is annotated as glutamate ionotropic receptor delta type subunit 1. Gene Ontology annotation, biological process: synaptic transmission, glutamatergic; modulation of chemical synaptic transmission; monoatomic ion transport. The record is from RefSeq and is a predicted model, not a curated record. The coding region runs from base 4 to 2388 and encodes 794 amino acids. Lineage: Eukaryota; Metazoa; Chordata; Aves; Passeriformes; Maluridae. Gene Ontology annotation, cellular component: plasma membrane; postsynaptic membrane. The transcript has 13 exons. Gene Ontology annotation, molecular function: glutamate-gated receptor activity; transmitter-gated monoatomic ion channel activity involved in regulation of postsynaptic membrane potential.
CUGAUGACCCUGGGGAUCCUAGCCUUGGUGACAUCGACGGGCUGYGCCUCGGCCAACGCGCUGCAGUCGCUGACGGACGCCAUGCACAUCCCUCACCUGUUCGUGCAGCGCAGCACGGGUGGCUCUCCACGCACGGCGUGCCAGCUCAACCCCAGCCCCGAGGAUGAGGAGUACACGCUGGCCGCGCGCCCRCCCGUGCGCCUCAACGAUGUCAUGCUCAAGCUGGUCACCGAGCUGCGCUGGCAGAAGUUCAUCGUCUUCUACGACAGCGAUUAUGAUAUUCGUGGACUGCAGGGAUUUCUUGAUCAGGCCUCCAGACUGGGACUUGAUGUAUCAUUACAGAAAGUGGACAGGAACAUCAGCAGAGUAUUUUCCAACCUUUUUACCACCAUGAAAACAGAAGAGCUGAACCGCUAUCGAGACACAUUGCGAAGGGCAAUCUUACUCCUCAGCCCACGGGGAGCCCAGACUUUCAUUAAUGAGGCUGUGGAAACCAACCUUGCAUCAAAGGAUAGUCACUGGGUCUAUGUAAAUGAGGAAAUCACUGACAAUGAAAUAUUGGAGCUGGUGCAUAGUGCUCUGGGGAGGAUGACAGUUAUCCGGCAAAUUUUCCCUCUSGCACGGGACAACCAGAGGUGCAUGAGGAACAACCACCGGAUAUCAUCCCUGCUUUGUGAUCCACAAGAAGGCUAUCUUCAGAUGCUGCAGGUUUCCAACCUGUACCUGUAUGACAGUGUGCUCAUGCUGGCCAAUGCUUUCCACAGAAAACUGGAGGACAGGAAAUGGCACAGCAUGGCAAGUCUGAACUGCAUGAGGAAAUCCACCAAACCCUGGAAUGGAGGAAGAUCCAUGCUGGAGACCAUUAAGAAGGGCCAUAUAACUGGGCUGACRGGUGUUAUGGAGUUCAGAGAAGAUGGAGCCAACCCCUAUGUCCAGUUUGAAAUACUGGGCACCAGCUACAGCGAAACGUUUGGCAAAGAUGUGCGGAGGUUGGCGACGUGGGACUCUGAGAAAGGCCUGAACGGCAGCCUCCAAGAGCGACGUCUGGGCAAUGACUUACAAGGAGUGACACUCAAAGUGGUGACUGUCUUGGAAGAACCUUUUGUGAUGGUGGCAGAGAACAUACUUGGGCAGCCAAAACGAUAUAAAGGAUUUUCCAUUGAUGUCCUGGAUGCACUGGCCAAGAAUCUGGGCUUCAAGUAUGAGAUCUAUCAAGCUCCUGAUGGCAAGUAUGGACACCAGCUCCAGAAUAGCUCYUGGAAUGGCAUGAUUGGAGAGCUCAUUAACAAGAGAGCAGACCUGGCCAUCUCGGCCAUCACCAUCACACCCGAGCGGGAGAGCGUMGUGGACUUCAGCAAGCGCUACAUGGACUAUUCCGUGGGGAUCCUGAUCAAAAAGCCCGAGGAGAAAAUCAACAUCUUCUCUCUCUUYGCUCCUUUCGACUUCGCGGUGUGGGCAUGCAUUGCCGCCGCCAUCCCCAUCGUCGGGGUGCUGAUCUUUGUCCUGAACCGGAUCCAGGCGGUGCGAGCGCAGAGYGCGGCCCAGCCCAGCCCCUCGGUGUCCUCCACCCUGCACAGUGCCAUCUGGGUGGUGUACGGAGCCUUUGUCCAGCAAGGGGGUGAAUCCACUGUCAAUUCYGUGGCGAUGCGCAUUGUAAUGGGGAGCUGGUGGCUCUUCACCCUUAUCGUGUGCUCUUCCUACACAGCGAAUUUAGCAGCAUUUCUCACAGUAUCAAGGAUGGAUAAUCCCAUAAGAACAUUUCAGGAUCUGUCCAAACAAAUGGAUAUAUCUUAUGGUACAGUCAGGGACUCAGCAGUGUAUGAAUACUUUAAAGCAAAAGGGACCAACCCCUUGGAGCAGGAUAACACAUUUGCUGAACUCUGGAGGACUAUCAGUAAGAAUAAUGGGGCAGAUAAUUGUGUAUCAAACCCUUCUGAAGGCAUCAGGAAGGCAAAGAAAGGAAAUUACGCUUUCCUGUGGGAUGUGACAGUGGUGGAAUAUGCUGCACUGACAGAUGAUGAAUGCUCUGUGACAGUCAUUGGAAACAGCAUCAGCAGCAAAGGAUAUGGGAUAGCACUCCAGCAUGGAAGCCCCUACAGAGAUAUUUUCUCACAGAGGAUCCUAGAGUUGCAAGAAAGUGGAGAUUUGGAUGUUCUUAAACAGAAGUGGUGGCCACGGAUGGGACGUUGUGACCUGAAUAGCCAUACCAAUGCACAGACAGAUGGGAAGGCACUCAAGCUGCACAGUUUUGCAGGCGUUUUCUGCAUUUUAGCAAUAGGCCUUCUUCUUGCUUGCUUGGUGGCAGCAUUGGAGUUGUGGUGGAACAGCAACCGUUGUCAUCAAGAAACACCGAAAGAGGUCCAUAACUUUUAUUCUUAUCACAAUUAAAAGUAGCAAACACAAAAGAGAGAGCAAGUGGAAGUUGUGGGAUUUUAGGUGCUCUCAUACAAUAAAUUUGAUUUCUUUUGAUUUGCCAUACUAAGCUUUGCAUAUAACUUUUUGGGUGGUUGUUUCUAAGAAAAUAAGAGCAAACGAACAAAAGUGUCUUUUGUGCACAUGGAAGGUGCCAAACUGACAGCCCUGGAGACUAAAGUCCUCUAUUUAUUUGUAGAGCAGAUACAGCAUGGGCAGCAGCAGUGCAAACUUCCCCUCAUUGCCCCACCAAUGUGCCUCAACCCUGACCUGGAGAGACUACCUUUAGGGGUAAGAGAGUGGUUCAGAAACACGCCCUCGGCCACUCUGCUGUGAGUGACGGGGAGGCCAGUCCUGGGCACCCGGCUGUGCCAUCUGUGCUGAUGUUUUCUCUAACCUGAGCCCCAUCCACUGGCUGGGAGAUCCAUGACCAUCCUGUGCAGGCAGCUGCCAGAUGUCUGGUAGCUGCUCUCCUUCAUGGCUGACCUAGGCUGAGUUUGAAGAGGUACAUGAGCAAUUAAAAAUAGAUCAGCUAGUUAAUAAUUGAGUAAGCCAUAUUGCCGUGACACUGUUUAAAUGCUUCCUUUCUUUUGAAGCCAGUUUAAUUUCUAAAAGCAGGAGCCUCUGAGGAAGCUGACCUUCACAUAACAUGUUUUAUCUAGGAAAAUGUCUGAGAAAGUAUUGGGUUUGAUGUUUCCACACACAGCAGCCAGUAAUAGUUAGCAAUGCUAAGAAUAAUCAGUCUGUACUCAGAUCUGUCUUGCAUGAAGCCUGUAUUUGUGUAGAUUGAAUGUUUAACAAACUAACCUCUUGUAAUUUUGGAGACACUGAGGCAUUUUGUAGGUGCUUGCAUCUUGGAACAGAUGUUUGUUACAAGCAAAUAAUAGCAGUGAGCUGCACUACAGCUGGAAAAAAGUACGCAGCCCAUCAAUUCUAAUCUGUUUUUCUCAAGUUGCAGGAGUACCAGACUAAUGGACAUACCUGUAAGCAAUUUUGGCAAAUUGGCAGCAUGGUCAAGUGGGUAUUGGCCUUGCUCAUGGCAGAGGCAUUGAAAUCGGGGAUCUUCAAGGUCCCCUCUAACCCAGAUGGUUCUGUGAUACAAUGAUUUUUCCCUGCUGCCUGGUCGUGGUUGCUCCUUUGUAACCCCAAAGGUGCCCCUACGCUGGUGUUGCAGAGGCCUAAAGCCCAGCAGUAGGUGCUUCACUGCACACCAUGAAAUCCUGCAGGGAGACGGCAGGGAUGCUCUCCAAAGUGUCCUUGUGCUGUCACCUGGUCGUACCAUGUGGUGUGUUCCCCUUCUCUAUGCUCAGGGACUCGCCUUUGUGUAUCUUUGUAGAGUGAGAUGAGAAUAUGACCUAAGGCACUUUCAUGUAGCUAAGGUGAAAUAAUUCACUCUCUUAUUGCAAGGAGUUUUGAAUACUCARUUUCCAUUGCUGAAAAAGAAUCUGYCUUCCUGAAUUUAAGUAUUUCCUUUUUCACCUAUCCCCUUCAUUUCCUUUUUAAUAACUGUAAGAAGGAUUACUGCAUAUCUGUGCCUAUCCCAAACCAUCUUUUCUCCCUUUCCCAUGUUUCUCCUCCUCCCCUUUCCUUCCAGUCUG